AGACACAACUUACAACAACAACAAUCACACCAAACACACAUACACAACAAACAAAGAAAACAAAAACAAAAAUGGUUGCAAUCUCUGAGAUUAAGUCGACGGUGGAGGAUACGGCGGUGGCGAAUUGUCUGAUGCUUUUAUCAAGAGUCGGACAAGAACCCGUGGGAGAUCAAAAACGCGUUUUCACGUGUAAAACGUGUUUGAAAGAGUUCCAUUCGUUUCAAGCGUUAGGAGGUCACAGCGCGAGCCACAAGAAGCAUAACAACAAUGAGAACCUCUCUGGAUUGAUAAAGAAAGCUAAAGCCCCCUCGUCGCAUACUUGUCCCAUAUGCGGAGUGGAGUUUCCGAUGGGACAAGCUCUAGGAGGUCACAUGAGGAGACACAGGAACGAGAGUGGGGCUGCGUUGGUUACACGGGCGUUACUACCAGAGCCGACGAUGACGACGUUGAAGAAGUCGAGCAGUGGGAAGAGGGUGGCUUGUUUGGAUCUGAGUUUGGGGAUGGUUGAGAAUUUGAAUCUCAAGUUGGAGCUUGGAAGAACAGUUUGUUAAUUAAUUUGUUUCUUUUGUCUGAAUAUAUUAAUGAGUUUCUCUCAUUUUUUGAAUUUUUCCUUAAAUAGUUUAGAUUUGUACAUACAUAUCUGCAGAUUUAGGAAACUUCAAAUACUUCAUAGGGUGUAAUCUUAUACUAUUUCCUAGAGAAUAUAUUUGUUACUUUUAGCA
Messenger RNA from Raphanus sativus (radish), 722 nucleotides. Its product is annotated as zinc finger protein ZAT12. Bases 72 to 551 code for a protein of 159 amino acids. Gene Ontology annotation, biological process: response to chitin; response to stress. The transcript has a single exon. NCBI's taxonomy places the organism in Eukaryota, Viridiplantae, Streptophyta, Magnoliopsida, Brassicales, Brassicaceae. The record is from RefSeq and is a predicted model, not a curated record.